CCGCCCCUUCCCUCUUAAAGCGGCCGCGGCGCUGUCGGGCCCCACAGCCGCCAUGUCGCUGCUCCGCCGGCUCCGCGCUGUCGCCGCUGUCGCCGCUGUCGCGACAGGACGAGGCCUCGCGACAGCGGCGGGGGAGGGGCGGCAGCUGCUGCUGCGGCAGCUCUUCGAGGCCUCCUCCUGCACCUACACCUACCUGCUGGCGGACGCGAGCACCGGCGACGCCGUCAUCAUCGACCCCGUGCUGGAGACGGUGCCCCGGGACCUGCGGCUGCUGCGGGAGCUCGGCCUCACCCUGCGCUACGCCGCCAACACCCACUGCCACGCGGAUCACGUGACCGGCUCGGGCGCCCUGCGCCGCGCCCUGGGCUGCCGCAGCGCCAUCGGCCGCGAGAGCGGCGCCCGCGCCGACCUGCGCCUGCGCGACGGCGACCUGCUGCGCUUCGGGGCCUUCGCGCUGCGGGUGGUGCCCACCCCCGGGCACACCCCCGGCUGCGUCACCUUCGUGCUGGACGACGCCUCCAUGGCCUUCACCGGGGACGCGCUGCUGGUGCGGGGCUGCGGCAGGACCGACUUCCAGCAGGGCUGCGCGCGCACCCUGCACCGCUCGGUGCACGAGCGGAUCUUCAGCCUGCCCGAGAGCUGCCGCGUGUACCCCGGGCACGACUACCAGGGCCACACCAUGUCCACGGUGGGGGAGGAGCGGCGCCACAACCCCCGCCUGACGCUCGGCGCCGACGAAUUCGUGGCGCUGAUGGAGGGGCUGCAGCUGCCCCGCCCCCGCCUCAUGGACGUCGCCAUCCCGGCCAAUCUGCGCUGCGGGAUCCAGGACGAGCCUUAGCCACGCCCCGAAACCGCGAAACCACGCCCAUUUUUUUUGUGCCGAAGCCACGCCCUCCAACAGGCGCGCCGCGCGUGGCCCCGCCCCCUUUUUUUUUCUCCCCCCCCACCAAUAAAAAAGCGGCUCCAGAACGAG
Messenger RNA from Vidua chalybeata, 973 nucleotides. RefSeq names its product ETHE1 persulfide dioxygenase (gene ETHE1). Gene Ontology annotation, biological process: hydrogen sulfide metabolic process; glutathione metabolic process. The transcript is spliced from 7 exons. Bases 53 to 838 code for a protein of 261 amino acids. The record is from RefSeq and is a predicted model, not a curated record. Gene Ontology annotation, molecular function: sulfur dioxygenase activity. Lineage: Eukaryota; Metazoa; Chordata; Aves; Passeriformes; Viduidae.